Oryzias melastigma (Indian medaka) is the source of this 21009-nucleotide messenger RNA. RefSeq lists its product as uncharacterized. NCBI's taxonomy places the organism in Eukaryota, Metazoa, Chordata, Actinopteri, Beloniformes, Adrianichthyidae. The transcript is spliced from 68 exons. The coding region runs from base 1276 to 20214 and encodes 6312 amino acids. The record is from RefSeq and is a predicted model, not a curated record.
ACGCUUAAUUGCUGUUUUCAAAAAUAGAAACGUUUUCACCUAUUUUUCCACUAAUCUAUACAAAUUCCCUGAAUGUGACGGUAAAAAGCAAAAGGUGAUUCACUGUUUUAGUGGCUCAGCCUUGAGGUUAAAAUUCGAAUUUAAGAAAGAAUUUCUGCACCCUCAACUGACGCAAGUUGAGCGGUCUGCUCCCUUUUCAUGGCGAAUGUGCUUUAUGUCACUCGGUUUAGUUGGUAGAAUGGUUGGUCAGAUCCCUACCUAAAAAAUGAAAACAAAUAUUUGGUUAUUGUGAAGACAGUUGUAAAGUAUCUAGAAAAUGUAAACUCCUGUGGCUUUUUUUUUUGUGCGGCUGUCAGUCAUCUUUUGCGUAAUGGCAGGUAUGACGGAGAGAAGCGGUCACACUCCAGUGCUUUUUAUGUCAUUGCAUUGCACUCUAAAAUUAGAUUGGUUUGCUUUUUAGUGCUGGGAUGACUAUACAAUGCAUAUAUAUAUAUAUAUAUAUAUAUAUAUAUAUAUAUUUUGCAGGAUAAUAUAUAUAUAUUCUCCUGCAAUGCUGCUGCUGAAUUCUAUGUAACUGUAAUGUGACUAGUUCUAAAAGUUCAAAGUGCAUUUGCAUAAAACAAAUUGGUUUUGCCACCUACUUAUCAGUCUGCCUAUCACUCUCUUGAUCAGUCACAACUAAAUAUGUAAAACAUUCUUUUUUUUCCAAAAAGAAGGUGUCAUUGUACAGUAUUGCAAUGCUUAGUUUUGGAUCAAAGCUCUCCAAAAUGUCCUUUUUAAUUGUUUAUAUUUAUUUCUAAUAAGUUCCAAAACAUUAUUUAAUUUGUUAUACAAUUUGCAUGAUUCAAUUUAUAUUUUGAUAAUUCUUGAAAGAUACCAUGGUAUCCAUGAAAUAGAAUGGAUGCUUCAAUCAUUGCUCACUUCAUUUGACUAGUUCACGUCAUUACCCCCCCCAUACACAAACACACCUCAUAGACACUUGUAUCUGCCUUCUCAGACACUCAGGACUGCCCUAAACCCGGUUCAUUUAUUUUAUUUUUUUUUUCCACAGGAAAUGAUGUACAACAAAACAAGUCAAACAGGUUUUGUUGCACUUUAAAAAAGACAAAUUUCUAGCCUCCCUGUACAGAACGCUGCAUGCGGAUAGCUGCUCACUACAUCUUUGGACUUCAGGAGUAAAAGCAGCGCUUGUCCUGUUCGUGGCACUUUGGUACAUUUACUUGUGAGCAUAAGGGUACAACUACAUACUCUGCAAGGGAAGUGGACUCUCUGUGGAUGGAACCUUUUAGAGUCAUUGUCCUACUAGCAGGGCUAGUUGGAUCACUUCAAAAUGGAGCAUCAGCAAAUACAACUGUAUCACCGGAUACGACUAUGACACCAGUCAUAACUGAGUCAACCCAGGAUGUCUUAACAGAAAACACAACAGUGUUACCGGUCACAGCAACCAUUGAACCAAGUCAGGAAUCCCUUACAGCUUCUUCAACAGACACAGUGACUUCAGCACUUGCCCAGAAUGUCUCAACUGCUGGCACAGACAGUGAGACAUCAUUACCCACCCGGGGAAGCUCAACUGAUGGCACUGCUACACCAGACACAGUGACAUCAGCAUCAGCCCAGGAGAGCACAACAGCUGGCACAGAUGCAACCACCCAAGACAGCUCAACAGCUGGCACAACCUCAUCUCCAGAUGCAGUGACUUCAGCACCCGUCCAAGAAACUUCUACAGUGGGCACAGAUGCACCCACCCAAGAAAUGUCUACAGCUGGCACAGCCUCACCAGACACAAAGACAUCAGUGUCCGCCCAGGAUAGCACAACAGCUGGCACAGACGCACCCACCCAAGACAGCUCAACAGCUGUCACAGCCUCAUCUCCAGAUGCAGUGACUUCAGCACCUGCCCAAGAAAUCUCCACAGCUGGCACAUCCUCACCAAUAGAUACAGCAACUUCAGGACCUGCCCAAGAAACCUCCACAGCUGGCACAGAUGCACCCACCCAAGAAAUUUCUACAGCUGGAACAGCCUCACCACCAGAUACAGCAACUUCAGGACCUGCCCAAGAAAUCUCCACAGCUGGCACAUCCUCACCAAUAGAUACAGCAACUUCAGGACCUGCCCAAGAAAUCUCCACGGCUGGCACAGCUGCACCCACCCAAGAAACCUCUACAGCUGUGACAGCUGCCCCUACCCAUGAAAUCUCUACAGCUGGCACAGCUGCUCCCACUCAUGAAAUCUCAACAGCUGGCACAGCUGCACCCACCCAAGAAGGCUCAACAGCUGGCGCAGCCGCCCAAACCCCUGAAAUCUCUACAGCUGGAACAGCCUCACCACCAGAUACAGCAACUUCAGCACCUGCCCAAGAAACCUCCAUGGCUGGCACAGAUGCACCCACCCAAGAAGGCUCAACAGCUGGCACAGCUGCUCCCACCCAUGAAAUCUCAACAGCUGGCACAGAUGCUCCCAUCCAAGAAGGCUCAACAGCUGGCACAGCUGCUCCCAUCCAAGAAGGCUCAACAGCUGGCACAGAUGCACCCACCCAUGAAAUCUCAACAGCUGGCACAGCUGCUCCCAUCCAAGAAGGCUCAACAGCUGGCACAACCUCACCACCAGAUACAGCAACUUCAGCAUCUGCCCAAGAAAUCUCCACAGCUGGCACAGCUGCUCCCAUCCAAGAAGGCUCAACAGCUGGCACAGCUGCUCCCACCCAUGAAAUCUCAACAGCUGGCACAGCUGCUCCCAUCCAAGAAGGUUCAACAGCUGGCACAGCUGCUCCCACCCAUGGAAUCUCCACAGCAGGCACAGCUGCUCCCAUCCAAGAAGGCUCAACAGCUGGCACAGCCUCACCACCAGAUCCAGUGACUUCAGCACCUGCCCAAGAAAUCUCCACAGCUGGCACAACUACAUCACCAGUUACAACAACAACUACAGCAGCUACAACAACCACAACAACUACAACAACUGUUCAAACUACUACUACAACUACAGCUAAAACUACAACUACAACAACUAAAGCUGCCCCUAUUCCAGAGCCUAAAAUCCAGCUAGGAUUUAAGAUGGAAAAAAGUUUUACCCCAGAUCUUGAAAACACAAGUUCUCCGGUAUUCAAAGAAUUAGAGAAAGAAGUUACCACUGCACUCGACAAGGUCUAUAAUGACAAAUUUGGAUCCCACUUCAACAAAACGAUCAUCAGGAAAUUCAGCCAAGGGUCUGUUUUGGUGGAUGCUGAGUUGGUUUUUAAUAAUGUGACAGUACUACCAAAUUCCAGUUCAGUGACAAAUACUUUGUCAGAAGCCGUCUCCAAUACCAACUUUUCCCUCAGUGUCAACAAAUCUUCAAUUUCAGCAGCUCCCGUCUUCAUAGAGCCUGAACAAGUUGCUGCAACUACAACAAUUGAUAUAACUACCCAACCAGAACCUACAACUGUCACAACUGAAGCUUCAACAUCUGUGACCACAGCUCAAACAGCAGAUAUGACCACUACCACGACUUCAGCUCCAGUGACCACAUCAGCCACCUCAACUUCACCAACACUACAGACAACCUCACCUUUAACAUCAGAAAUGCUGACAUCACCAACAGUCAUCAUGACUUCACCAACAGUCAGUGCGACUCCACAUUUAGAAACCGUGGCUUCAUCAGCAGACAGUGCAACUCCACCACCCAGCACAACCUUCCAGUCUGUCCCUGAGACUUCAACAGAGAGUGCGACUUCACUACCAUUGAGGCUGACAUCAACAACAGACACUAUAUUUCAAUCAACGGUUGCCAUGUCUUCACCUUUAACUACUACGACAUCAACGCCACUUGAAAUAACCUCACUAUCAACCACCAUGGCCCCCCAACCAGACACUGAAACUACAACAACAGUCACUGCAACUUCACCACUAGUCAGUUCAUCUUCACCAUCAACCACCACUGUGGCACAGCGACUUGAAGAAACUUCACAAUCAGUCAGCUUGACAUCACCCACACUCAGUGUGACUUCAGCAUCUACACUUUCCACACUGUCUCCACUUGAACCGGAAACACCCACUUCUGUAUCUACAACAUCGUUGAGCUCCACUUCAACACCAGUGACUUUGAGUUUACCACCAAUUGAUGCAACAUCUUCACAAGUCAGUGCAACAUCUACAUCAGAAACCCUGACAUCAACAUCAGUCAAAGCAACAUCAGCAAUAGUUACUACAACAUCUCCAUCAGUCAGUGCAACAUCUACAUCACAAAUAGAAACAUCAACAACAGUCCCCACAACUUCAACACAAGUCAGUACAGCAUUUACAACAAAAACCCAGACAUCAACUACAGUUCCUACAACUUCAUCAGCAGUCAGUGCAGCAUUUACAACAGAAAACCAGACAUCAACAACAGUCCCCACAACUUCAUCAGGAGUCAGUACAGCAUUUACAACAGAAACUCAGACAUCAACCACAGUUCCUACAACUUCAUCAUCAGUCAGUACAGCAUUUACAACAGAAACCCAGACAUCAACAACAGUUAUUACAACCUUACCACCUGACAGUACAGCAUUUACAACAGAAACCCAGACAUCAACUACAGUUCCUACAACUUCAGCAGCAGUCAGUACAGCAUUUACAACAGAAACCCAGACAUCAACAUCAGUUAUUACAACUUUGCCACCUGACAGUACAGCAUUUACAACAGAAACCCAGACAACAACAGUUCCUACAACUUCAUCAUCAGUCAGUACAGCAUUUACAACAGAAACCCAGACACCAACAACAGUUUCUACAACUUCAACAGCAGUCAGUACAGCAUUUACAACAGAAACCCAGACAUCAACAUCAGUUAUUACAACUUUGCCACCUGACAGUACAGCAUUUACAACAGAAACCCAGACAACAACAGUUCCUACAACCUCAGCACAAGUCAGUACAGCAUUUACAACAGAAACCCAGACACCAACUACAGUUCCCACAACUUCAUCAUCAGUCAGUACAGUUUUUACAACAGAAACCCAGACAUCAACAACAGUCCCCACAACUUCAUCAGCAGUCAGUACAGCAUCUACAACAGAAUCCCAGACAUCAACAACAGUUAUUACAACCUUACCACCUGACAGUACAGCAUCCACAAUACCAAACAUCACAUUACCAACAAAGUCUAUAACCACAACAGAAACUGCAACACCCACAACACCACCCUCAACAACUGGAGUUUCAAGUACGACAUCAGUUAACCCCAAAACAACACCAUCAGACAUAACCUCACCAGCUGGGACAAACAUUUCACCAUCGAUCAGUGAAACUUCAACACCAGAGAGUACAACAUCAACAACAGUCAGAGAAACAUCACCAUCCAUAAGCACAACUUCAAUACCAGACAGUACAUCAUCAACAACAGUCAGAGAAACGUCACCAUUAAUCAGCACAACUUCCUCACUAGACAGUACAACAUCAACAACAGUCAGUGAAAAUUCACCAUCAAUUAGCACAACUUCAUCACCAGACACUACAACAUCAACGACAGUCAGUGAAACUUCAACGUCAAUCAGAUCAGCUUCAUCACCAGACACUACAACAUCAACGACAGUCAGUGUCACUUCACCAUUAUUCAGCACAACUUCAACACCAGAAAGUACAACAUCAACAACAGUCAGAGAAAUAUCACCAUCCACCAGCACAGCUUCAAUACCAGAGAGUACAACAUCAACAACAGUUAGUGAGUCUUCACCAUUAUUCAGCACAACUUCAACACCAGAAAGUACAGCAUCAACAGUCAGAGAAAUACCACCAUCCACCAGCACAGCUUCAAUACCAGAGAGUACAUCAACAACAGUUAGUGAGCCUUCACCAUUAUUUAGCACAACUUCAACACCAGAAAGUACAGCAUCAACAGUCAGAGAAAUACCACCAUCCACCAGCACAGCUUCAAUACCAGAGAGUACAACAUCAACAACAGUUAGUGAAUCUUCACCAUUAUUCAGCACAACUUCAACACCAGAAAGUACAACAUCAACAACAGUCAGAGAAAUACCACCAUCCACCAGCACAGCUUCAAUACCAGACAGUACAACAUCAACAACAGUUAGUGAGCCUUCACCAUCAAUUAGUACAACACCAACAAAAGUCGAUACAACUGCAAUACCAGACAAUACCAUAUCACCAACAGUCAGUGGGAGUUUAACAUCUGUUACCACAGGCUCAACAUCAGAAACUGUAACAUCUACAACAUUACCCCCAACCAAAGAGAUUGCAACAUCCGCAUCAGCAACUACAACAACUUCACAGCCAGUUUCAACAACGACAGCUGCAGCAACUACAACUACAACAGCAGCAACAACCACUACUACUACAACUGCUGCACCACAACCUGAAGCAACAAUUGUGAUGUCUUUUUCACUGGAUCAGACAUUUGUAGCUGAUCUGGGAAACCCAAGCACUGAAGCGUUUAAAUCUCUAGCAACGGGCAUCGAAAAAGCUCUUAAUGCCAUUUUUUCAGCACGAUUUGGAAGUCUUUUCCGGCGAGCGAUAGUCAGAUCUUUUAGACCAGGCUCAGUUGUGGUAAAUUCUGAGCUGGAGUUUAACAAUGCCACUUCAGUACCACCGUCUGCUGAUGCGGCGGACACUCUGGUGAAUGCAUACAACACUUCCAGCUUUAACUACACACUGAACACUACAAGCGUCUCUGCUUCAAAAAUGGAGGCAGUCACAGUUGCGCCUACAACACAGACGGUUUUACCCACAACAGCAGAAACUUCACCAUUCACAACAUCAUCUUCAACAUCAACGGCUUCAACUUCUACAUCAGUUAACCCAUCAACAACACCAUUGGACAUGACUUCAUCAGCUGCAACCACGACUUCAUCACCGAUCACUUCAACCUUGCAACCAACCACAGAAAGUUCACCACAAACAAGUCCAACAACGCCAUUGGUCCCAAUUACUUCAACAACAAUCACUUCGACCUUGCAACCAAUUAGUGAGACUUCACCACAAACAAAUCCAACAUCAACAUUGGCACCAAUUACUUCAUCACCAAUCACUUCGACCAUGCAACCAAUCACUGAAACUUCACCACAAACAAGUCCAACUACACCAUUGGUCACUGAAACUUCAACACCAGUUACUUCAACCUUGCAUCCAACCACAGAAAGUUCACCACAAACAAGUCCAACAACACCAUUGGUCCCAAUUACUUCAACACCAGUUACUUCAACCAUGCAACCAAUCAGUGAAACUUCACCACAAACAAGUCCAACUACACCAUUGGUCCCAAUUACUUCAACACCGAUCACUUCGACCAUGCAACCAAUUAGUGAGACUUCACCACAAACAAGUCCAACAACACCAUUGGUUCCAAUUACUUCAACAUCAGUUACUUCAACCAUGCAACCAAUCAGUGAGACUUCACCACAAACAAGUCCAACAACACCAUUGGUCCCAAUUACUUCAGCAUCAGUUACUUCAACCAUGCAGCCAAUUAGUGAGACUUCACCACAAACAAGUCCAACUACACCAUUGGUCUCCCCAACUUCAACACCAGUUACUUCAACCAUGCAACCAAUCAGUGAGACUUCACCAGAAACAAGUCCAACAACACCAUUGGUCCCAAUUACUUCAACACCGAUCACUUCGACCAUGCAACCAAUUAGUGAGACUUCACCACAAACAAGUCCAACUACACCAUUGGUCCCCCCAACUUCAACACCAGUUACUUCAACCAUGCAACCAAUCACUGAAACUUCACCACAAACAAGUUCAGCGUCACCAUUGGUCAGCACAACUAUAGCACCAACCAGUUCAACAUCACAACCAACACCACCAGUCAGCCUGGGUUCAACACCAGAAACAGCACCCUCCACAACAGCAUCUUCAACAUCACUGAUUUCAACUUCUGCAUCAGAAACUGUAGCAUCUACAACAGCACCCCCAACAACAGUGAUUACCACAUCCACAUCAGUUAAUUCAGCAACAUCAUCAAACACACCUACACCAGCUAUGAUCAGCACUUCACCAUCAGUCAGUUCAACUUCAAAACCAACUACUUCAACAACGGAAUCAAUCCAACCCAAUUCUUUGCCAGUCAGCUCAAGCUCCCCAUCAAUCAGUACAAUUUCAAAGCUAUUCAGUACAGCCUCACAACCAGUCACUCAAACGUCACCAUUGAUCAGUACAACUUUAUCACCAAUCAUUUCAACAUCACAAUCAAUCUUUGAAACUUCCCAGCCAUUUAGCUCAAGUUCACCAUCGAUCGGUACAUCAACACCUAUCAGUACAGCCUCACAACCAGCAGCUGGAACUUCACCAUCAGUCAGUACAACUUCAACACUUUCCAGCAAAACUUCCCAAUUAGUCAGUGGGACUUUACCUUUAAUCAGUACAACUUCAAUGCCAGUCAGUUCAACCUCUCAACCUGUCAGCAGAACUUCACUUUUACUUAGUACAAUUUCAAAACCAGUUACCACAGCUUCAGAAACACUCAAUGGGAACUCGCCUUCCAUCCGUACAACUUCAAUACCAGUCAGUACAGCCUCACAAGCAGCGACUGAAACUUCACCUUCAUUUAGUACAUUGUCAAUACCAGUCAGUACAGCCUCACAAUCAGUCAGUGAAACUUUACCAUCAUUAAGUGCAACCUCCACACUGGUCACUUCAACUCCUCCCUCGGUUAGUGCAAGUGCAACUUCAAAAGAAACUAGUACAGCCUAUCAACCAGUCAGUGGAACUUCACUUUCAUUAAGUACAUCUUCAUCACCAGUCAGUUCAACAGUUCCAGACAGAGAAACUUCAACUGUCUUAAGUAUAACUACUAAACCAUUCACUGCAGCCUCAGAACUAGUCAGUGGUACCUUCUCAUCAUCCCCCUUGACUUCUUCACCAAGUACCACUUCAAUGGUAAUCAGUACAUCACCUCUUGUCAGUCCAACAUUAAUACCAACCACUUCAAAUUUACCACAAACUACCACCACAACUUCAGCAACAGUCACCUCAACUCCAACACUAAGUGCACAUUCACCAUCAGUAGAUCAAACAUCAGCAAAAGCCACCACAUCUUUAGCAGCAUUUACAACAACAUCACCAUCAAAGACUGCAUCCUCACCAUCAGUCGACCCGUCUCCAUCAACAUUAACUACAACUUUGUAUACAAUUAGCACAUCCUCACUACUUGGUAGUACGUCUUCACAUCCAGUCAGUCUAACCACACCAUCAGUCAAUUUCACCUCAGAAACAUCGCUAUUACCAACACCCACAGCAGCAACUACACCAACUCCACAACCAGUUUCAACAACGGCAGCAGGAACAACAACUACACCAACUCCACAACCAGUUUCAACAACGGCAGCAGGAACAACAACUACACCAACUCCACAACCAGUUUCAACAAUGGCAGCAACAACAACUACAUCAGCAGCAACAACAACAACGACAGCAGCAACUACUACUACAACUGCUGCACCACAACCUGAAGCAACAAUUGUGAUGUUUUUUUCACUGGAUCAGACAUUUGAUAAUGAUCUGGAAAUCCCAAGCUCUCAAGCGUUUAAAGAUCUAGCAACCGGCAUUGAAAAAGCUCUUAAUGCCAUUUUUUCAGCACGAUUUCGAAGUCUUUUCCGGCGAGCGAUAGUCAUAUCUUUUAGACGAGGUUCAGUUGUGGUAAAUUCUGAGCUGGAGUUUAACAAUGCCACUUCAGUACCAGAGAGUGCUGAUGUAAAGACCACCCUGGUGGAUGCAUACAACACUUCCACCUUUAACUACACUCUGAAUACUACAAGCAUCUCUGCUUCAAGAAUGGACACAGUCACAGUUGCGCCUACAACACAGACAACGGUUUUACCCACAACAGCAGAAACUUCACCAUUCACAACAUCAUCUUCAACAUCAGUGGCUUCAACUUCUACAUCAGUUAACCCACCAACAACACCACUGGACAUAAUUUCAUCAGCUGCAACCAUGACUUCAUCACCAAUCACUUCAACCAUGCAACCAAUCACUGAAACUUCACCACAAACAAGUCCAACUACACCAUUGGUUGCAGAAACUUCAACACCAAUUACUUCGACCAUGCAACCAAUCACUGAAACUUCACCACAAACAAGUCCAACUACACCAUUGGUCGCAGAAACUUCAACACCAAUUACUUCGACCAUGCAACCAAUCAGUGAAACUUCACCACAAACAAGUCCAACUACACCUUUGGUCACAGUAACUUCAACACCAGUUACUUCGACCAUGCAACCAAUCAGUGAAACUUCAUCACAAACAAGUCCAACAACACCAUUGGUCAGUGUAACUUCAACACCAAUUACUUCGACCAUGCAACCAACCACUGAAACUUCACCACAAACAAGUCCAACAACACCAUUGCUCACUGUAACUUCAACACCGAUCACUUCAACCAUGCAAUCAACCAGUGAAACUUCACCACAAACAAGUUCAACAACACCAUUGGUCACUGAAACUUCAACACCGAUCACUUCAACCAUGCAACCAGUCAGUGAAAGUACACCACAAACAAGUCCAACAACACCAUUGGUCAGCACAACUUUGCCACCAGUCAGUUUGACAGUACAACCAAUCAGUGAAACUUCACCACAAACAAGUCCAACAACACCAUUGGUCACUGAAACUUCAACACCGAUAACUUCGACCAUGCAACCAACCACUGAAACUUCACCACAAACAAGUCCAACAACACCAUUGGUCACUGAAACUUCAACACCGAUCACUUCAACCAUGCAACCAACCACUGAAACUUCACCACAAACAAGUCCAACAACACCACUCGUCCCUGUAUCUUCAACACCAAUCACUUCAACCAUGCAACCAGUCAGUGAAAGUACACCACAUACAAGUCCAACAACACCAUUGGUCAGCACAACUUUGCCACCAGUCAGUUCGACCGAGCAACCAACCAGUGAAACUUCACCACAAACAAGUCCAUCAACACUAUCAGUCAGCACAACUUUAACACCAAUCAGUUCAACAACACAAACAUCACCACCAGUCAGCCUGGGUUCAACACCAGAAACAGCACCUUCUACGACAGCAUCUUCAACAUCACAGAUUCCAACUUCUACAGCAGAAACUGCUCCGCCCACAACAGCAUCUUCAACAUCAGUGAUUCCAACUUCUACAUCAGUUAACCAACCAACAACACCACUGGACAUAACUUCAUCAGCACCAACCAUUACUACAACACCAAUCCCUUCAACCAUGCAACCAGUCAGUGAAAGUUCACCACAAACAACUCCAACAUCAUCACUAGUCAGUACAUCUCUACCACCAAUCAGUUUGACUUCACAACCAAUCACUGGAACUUCACCACAAACAAGUUCAACAUCAGCCAGCACAACUUCAACAUCAACUACUUCAAUAUCAACAACAGCGCCCCCUGUCAGUCUCAGUUCAACACAAGGAACCGCACCACCUACGACAGAAACUUCAACAUCAUUGAUUUCAACUUCUACAUCAGUUAACCCACCUACAACACCACUGGACGCAACUUCAUCAGCAGCAACUAUCACUUCACAAUAUUCCAGUCUAACUUCAACACCAAUUACUUCGACAUUGCAACCAAUCACUGAAACGUCACCACAAACAAGUCCAACAACACCAUUGGUCACUGAAACUUCAACACCAAUUACUUCAACCAUGCAACCACUCACUGAAACUUCACCACAAACAAGUUCAACAUCCCCGUUAGUCAGUCUAACUUCAACACCAAUUACUUCAACAUUGCAACCAAUCACUGAAACUUCACCACAAACAAGUCCAACUACACCAUUGGUCACUGUAACUUCAACACCAAUCACUUCGACAAUGCAACCAAUCACUGAAACUUCACCACAAACAAGUCCAACAACACCAUUGGUGAUAGUAACUUCAACACCAAUCACUUCGACCAUGCAACCAGUCAGUGAAACUUCACUACAAACAAGUCCAACAACACCAUUGGUCAGCCUAACUUCAACACCAAUUACUUCGACUUUGCCACCAAUCACCGAAACUUCAACACAAACACACUUGACAUCAUCAGUCAGUGUAACUUCAACACCAAUCACUUCGACUUUGCAACCACUCACUGAAACUUCACCACAAACAAGUUCAACAUCAUCGUUAGUCAGUCUAACUUCAACACCAAUUACUUCAACAUUGCAACCACUAAGUGAAACUUCACCGCAAACAAAUCCAACGUCACCAUUAGUCACCACAGCUUUACCACCAAUUAGUUCAACAUCACCACCAGCAACAUCAGUCAGCCCAUCCUCAACAUUUUUGCCAUCAAUGUACACAACCACACUACCUGGUAGUACAUAUUCCAACCCAGUCAGUGGGACUUCAGCAACAUCUCUGUUGUCAACAACCACAGCAGGAACCACUACAUCUUCUACUGUGUCCCCCACAGCUGCAAUUUCCACUGUCUCGACAGCAGCCAAACCAACUUCACAACCAGUUUCAACAACACCAGCAACAACAACGACAACAACAGUGGCAACAACAACUACCACCGCUGCACCACAACCUGAGGCAACAAUAGUGCUGGUUUUUAAAUUGGAGCAAGAAUUUGACCCUGACCUGGGGAUCCAGAGCUCUGAUGCAUUUAUCGCUCUAGCAAGAGGCAUUGAACGAGAACUUAAUGCCAUUUAUUCAAAGCUAUUUGAAAGGAGAUUCCUUCGAUCAAAAGUCAGAUCUUUUAGACGUGGUUCAGUUGUUGUAGAUUCUGAGCUGGAGUUCAAUAAUGCCACUUCAGUACCAGAAUCUACUAAUGUAGAGAGAGCCCUGUUGGAUGCAUACAACACUUCCACCUUUAACUACACCCUGAACACAACGAGUGUUGCUGCUUCAAGAAUGGAAGUACCUACAAUAACACCAGCAACUACCGUUUUUAUGACCUCAACAGUGAACCCAACAACACCGACAGUAAACAUAACUUCACCAAAUGUGAUUUCAACCACACCUGCUGUCACUGAAACUUCAACAUCCACCAUCACUUCAGCAUCAGUCGCCACCAACACUGUUCCCACAACAGUAACUAAUGUUACAACAAGCACAACAACCAUCCCUGCUUCAACAAACCCAACAGCAACCCCUGCCGAAUCUACAACAGUGUCCUCUACUGCUACUACUCUUACAACAGCGACCACACCAGCAACAGACCCACCGUCUUCUACAGAAGGAACCCUUACACUGAUAUUUCGUCUCACCAGAGACUUUAUCGCAGACUAUGGUGUAAAAUCUUCAGCAGCAUACCAGACUCUAGCUUUGGAAGUUCUCACAGAGGUUAACAGAAUUGGCAAGAAACUGAACCCAUCUUCCUUCAGGCGCUCCAUCAUUAAUUCGUUCACGAGUGGAUCAGUGGUUGUCAACAUGACUCUUGUUUACGCUAAUCAAACUUCAGUCCCUGAUGUGACCACAGCUAAUCAACAGUUCCAAACUCAACUUGUAAAUUCAAGCUUGUCUGUUGUAAACGGCAGUGUGUUUGUGGAUUCGGCUGUCACUCCGACUACAACUUCAACACCCACAACAGUCACUGCAUCCACACCAUCUUCCAACACACCUAUAACACCAACAAGUCAAACAUCAUCAACAUCUGGUGAAACAUCACCAACAAUUAGUGCAACUUUAGCACCACUCAGUUCAUCAUCACAACCCAUCAGCACAACUUCAGCCUCCCUCAGUCCAUCUUCACAACCUGUCAGGACAACUUCAGAACCACUUAGUCCAUCUUCUCAACCUUUCAGCACAACUUCAGAACCACUUAGUCCAUCUUCACAACCUGUCAGCACAACUUCAGAACCACUCAGUCCAUCAUCACAACCAGUCACCACAACUUCCCCAUCACUCAGUUCAUCAUCACAACCCAUCAGCACAACUUCAGAACCGCUUAGUCCAUCUUCACAACCCAUGAGCACAACUUCAGCCUCCCUCAGUCCAUCUUCACAACCAGUCACCACAACAUCAGAACCACUUAGUCCAUCUUCACAACCUGUCAGGACAACUUCAGAACCACUUAGUCCAUCUUCUCAACCUUUCAGCACAACUUCAGAACCACUUAGUCCAUCUUCACAACCUGUCAGCACAACUUCAGAACUGCUUAGUCCAUCAUCACAACCAAUCAGCACAACUUCCGAACCGCUUAGUCCAUCUUCACGACCUGCCAGCACAACUUCACCCUCACUCAGUCCAUCAUCACUACCAAUCAGCACAACUUCCGAACCGCUCAGUGCAUCAUCGCAACCUGCCACCACAACUUCACCCUCACUCAGUUCAUCAUCACAACCAGUCAGCACAACUUCAGCACCACUCAGUCCAUCAUCAGGACUUCUCAGCACAACUUCUGAUGCAUUUACUUCAUUCUCAACAACAGUCAGAACAACACUAGAAAGUUCAACUUCUGCAGUUGUAACUUCAAAGCCAAUUAUGUCUACAACCUCUCAAGCCACCAACACUGUUCCCACAACAGUAACUAAUGUUACAACAAGCACAACAACCAUCCCUGCUUCAACAAACCCAACAGCAACCCCUGCCGAAUCUACAACAGUGUCCUCUACUGCUACUACUCUUAUGACAGCGACCACACCAGCAACAGACCCACCGUCUUCUACAGAAGGAACCCUUAGGCUGAUAUUUCGUCUCACCAGAAACUUUAUCGCAGACUAUGGUGUAAAAUCUUCAGCAGCAUACCAGACUCUAGCUUUGGAAGUUCUCACAGAGGUUAACAGAAUUGGCAAGAAACUGAACCCAUCUUCCUUCAGGCGCUCCAUCAUUAAUUCGUUCACGAGUGGAUCAGUGGUUGUCAACAUGACUCUUGUUUACGCUAAUCAAACUUCAGUCCCUGAUGUGACCCCAGCUAAUCAACAGUUCCAAACUCAACUUGAAAAUUCAAGCUUGUCUGUUGUAAACGGCAGUGUGUUUGUGGAUUCAACUGUCACUCCGACUACAACUUCAACACCCACAACAGUCACUGCAUCCACACCAUCUUCCAGUACACCUAUAACAACAACAAGUCAAACAUCAUCAACAUCUGGUGGAACAUCACCAGCAAUUAGUUCAACUUUGACACCAAUCAGUGCAUCUUCACCAGCAUUUAGUACAACUUCAUCACCAGUCACUACAGCUUUACCAUCUUCCAGUACACCUAUAACACCCACAAGUCAAACAUCAUCAACAACUGGUGGAACAUCACCUACAAUUAGUGCAACUUUAACACCACUCAGUCCAUCAUCACAACCUGUCACCACAACAUCAGAACUACUUAGUCAAUCUUCACAACCAGUCACCACAACUUCAGAACCACUCAGUCCAUCAUCACAACCUGUCAGCACAACUUUAGCACCACUCAGUCCAUCAUCACAACCAGUCACCACAACUUCAGUACCGCUUAGUCCAUCUUCACAACCUGUCAGCACAACUUCAGCCUCCCUCAGUCCAUCUUCACAACCAGUCACCACAACUUCAGCCUCCCUCAGUCCAUCUUCACAACCUGUCAGCACAACUUCAGAUCCACUCAGUCUAUCAUCACAACCUGUCAGCACAACUUCAGCCUCCCUCAGUCCAUCUUCACAACCUGUCAGCACAACUUCAGCACCACUCAGUCCAUCUUCACAAGCAGUCACCACAACUUCAGAACCACUCAGUCUAUCAUCACAACCUGUCAGCACAACUUCAGCACCACUCAGUCCAUCUUCACAAGCAGUCACCACAACUUCAGAACCGCUUAGUCUAUCUUCACAACCAGUCAGCACAACUUCAGCACCACUCAGUCCAUCGUCACAACCAAUCAGCACAACUUCAGCACCACUUAGUCCAUCUUCACAACCUGUCAGCACAACUUCAGCACCACUCAGUCCAUCAUCAGGACCUCUCAGCACAACUUCUGAUGCAUUUACUUCAUUUUCAACAACAGUCAGAACAACACUAGAAAGUUCAACUUCUGCAGUUGUUACUUCAAAGCCAAUUAUGUCUACAACCUCUCAAGCCACCAACACUGUUCCCACAACAGUAACUAACGUUACAACAAGCACAACAACCUUCCCUGCUUCAACAAACCCAACAGCAACCCCUGCCGAAUCUACAACAGUGUCCUCUACUGCUACUACUCUUACAACAGCGACCACACCAGCAACAGACCCUCCAACUUCUACAGAAGGAACCCUUAGGCUUAGAUUUAGUCUCAUCAGAAACUUUAUCUUAGACUACGGCAUAACAGCUUCAGCUUCUUACAAGACUCUAGCUUUGGAAGUUCUCACAGAGGUUAACAGAAUUGGCAAAAAUCUGAACCCAUCUUCCUUCAGGCGCUCCAUCAUUAAUUCGUUCACGAGUGGAUCAGUGGUUGUCAACAUGACUCUUGUUUACUCUGAUAAAGCUUCAGUUCCUGAUGUGACCACAACUAAUCGACUGUUCCAAACUGAACUUGAAAAAUCAAUCUUGAAUGUUGUAAAUGGCAGUGUGUUUGUGGAUUCGGCUGUCACUUCGACUACAACUUCAACACCCACAACAGUCACUGCAUCCACACCAUCUUCCAGUACACCUAUAACACCAACAAGUCAAACAUCAUCAACAACUGGUGGAACAUCACCGGCAAUUAGUGCAACUUUAACACCAAUCAGUGCAUCUUCACCAACAUUUAGUACAACUUCAUCAGCAGUCACUACAGCUCAAUCAUCUUCCAGUACACCUAUAACACCAGCAAGUCAAACAUCAUCAACAUCUGGUGGAACAUCACCAGCAAUUAGUGCAACUUUAACACCAAUUAGUGCAUCUUCACCAGCAUUUAGUACAACUUCAUCACCAGUCACUACAGCUACAGCAUCUUCCAGUACACCUAUAACACCAACAAGUCAAACAUCAUCAACAUCUGGUGGAACAUCACCUACAAUUAGUGCAACUUUAACACCAAUCAUUGCAUCUUCACCAACAUUUAGUACAACUUCACCUACGGCUAGUGGAACCUCACCAACAGUCAGUGCAUCAACAUCAGUCAAAGAAAUGUUAUCAACAGUCAGUGCAACGUCAGCAACAGCUGUAGCCACUUCACCAUUUUUAACAACCUCACCACAGGUCAAACUAAGUACAACUUCGCCAGGACCUGUUACACCAAGUGUUCCAUCUACAACAGUAAAUGAACCAUCCACAACAGUUUUCCCAACGACACCAACACUAAGCCAAACAUCACCUACUGAGAACACUUCACCAGUCACUGCAAACUCACUACCAACCACUGCAACCUCACCACCAGCCACAGAAACAUCCUCUCCAGCCACUGCAACCUCACCAUCAUCCACAGCAACCUCACCACCAGCCACUGCAACCUCACCAUCAUCCACUGCAAUCUCACCUCCAGCCACAGAAACCUCACCACCUGUCACUGCAACUUCACCUGUAAUCACAGCAACUUCACCUCUAGUCACUGAAACUUCACCAUCAUCCACUGCAAAUUCACCACCAGUCACUGCAACUUCACCUCUAGCCACUGCAACUUCAACUCUAUCCACUGCAACUUCACCUCUAGCCACUGCAACUUCACCUCAAGCCACUGCAACUUCCUCACCAGCCACUGAAACCUCACCAUCAUCCACUGCAACCUCACCAUCAUCCACAGCAACCUCACCACCAAAUACAGCAACCUCACCACCUGUCACUGCAACUUCACCUCCAGUCACUGAAACUUCACCAUCAUCCACUGCAACCUCACCACUAGUCACUGCAACUUCACAUCUAGCCACUGCAACUUCACAUCUAAACACUCCAACUUCCUCACCAGCCACUGGAACCUCACCAUCAUCCACUGCAAUGUCACCAUCAGCCACUGCAACCUCACCAUCAAAUACAGAAACCUUACCACCUGUCACUGCAACUUCACCUCUAAUCACUGAAACCUCACCAUCAUCCACUGCAACGUUACCUCCAGCCACUGCAACCUCACCACCAGCCACUGGAACUUCACCACCAGCCACAGCAACUUCACCACCAGCCACAGCAACUUCACCUCUAGUCACUGAAACCUCACCAUCAUCAACUGCAAAUUCCCCACCAGUUACUCCAACUUCACCUCUUGCCACUGGAACUUCACCUCUAAUCACUGCAACUUCCUCACCAGCCUCUGUAACCUCACCAUCAUCUACUGCAACGUCACCACCAGUCACGACAACUUUACCUACAGUCCCUCUAACUUCACCUGUAAUCACUGCAAGUUCCCCUCCAGUCACUGCAACUUCACCAAGGAUCACUGUGACCUCACCGAUCGUCAACACAUCUCCAACACCAGUCACUGCAACUCCCCCACCAAAUACUGCAACUUCAACACCAUUUUCAAAUACAUCACCACUGCAAAAUACGACCUUCCAACAAGUCAAAACUACUGUAUCUGGAACCACAUCUACUACAUUUUCACCAGCUACUAACAGGACCACACCAGUCACAGCUAUUCCUCCUGCACCCCCUUCAACCAAUGCUACAAGUGGACCACCCGUUCCAACUACUACAAACCCACCAACUAAACCAGUAACAACCCAGUCUACCGUGACCACCACUACAACAACUGUUGUAGUCACCACUCCCUCUCCAACAGCUCCCCCUACAGGCAAUGAAAGAGCCUUGAAUGUUUCAUUCCGUCUUCUUGACACAUUUACAUCAGAUCUCGAGGAUAGGACCUCUCCAAGAUUUAAACAACUUGCUGACCUAGUCAUCAUACAGGUAAACAUUGCGUGCAGAAGAAUCUAUGGAAUCUUUUUCCUUCGGUCUUUUAUCAUUGCAUUCCGGAGUGGAUCAGUGAUCCCCCAAAUGGGUUUGGUGUUUAGAGACAACAGCUCAACUCCCACACUUUCCAAUGCAACAACAGAACUUAACUCUGAACUUACCAGCAGCAAAACUGGCCUCAACAUUUCAGAUGGCAGUGUUAAUACAACCACCUACAAUCCUUCCCCAAUUGUACCUGAUGCUACAACAAAUCCACCGACUGUCCCUGCUACAACAAACGCAACAACAGUCCCUGCUACAACAAACGCAACUGCCCCUGCUAUAACAAACGCAACAACAGUCCCUGUUGCAACAAACGCAACUGCCCCUGCUAUAACAAACGCAACAACAGUCCCUCUUGCAACAAACGCAACAACAGUCCCUGUUGCAACAAACGCAACAACGGUUCCUGCUAUAACAAACGCAGCAACGGUUCCUGCCACAACAAACGCAACAACGGUCCCUGCUAUAACAAAUUCAACAACAGCACCCACACCUACUACUCCACCAACAGUCACCACCAAAACUACCGUGACCACCAGUACAACUGUUGCAGUCACCACUCCCUCCCCAACAGCUCCCCCUACAGGCAAUGAAAGAGCCUUGAAUGUUUCAUUCCGUCUUCUUGACCCAUUUACAUCAGAUCUUGAGGAUAGGACCUCUCCAAGAUUUAAACAACUUGCUGACCUAGUCAUCAUACAGGUAAACAUUGCGUGCAGAAGAAUCUAUGGAAUCUUUUUCCUUCGGUCUUUUAUCAUUGCAUUCCGGAGUGGAUCAGUGAUCACCCAAAUGGGUUUGGUGUUUCAAGACAACAGCUCAACUCCCACACUUUCCAAUGCAACAACAGAACUUAACUCUGAACUUACCAGCAGCAAAACUGGCCUCAACAUUUCAGAUGGCAGUGUUAAUACAACCGUCUACAAUGCUCCUGCACCUGUAACUAAUGUAACGACGAACACAACAACCGUCCCUGCUGCAACAAAUGCAACGACAGUCGCCACAACAGUAACCACUGCCACAACCAUAUCUACAACAGUGUCCUCUACUGCUACUACUCUUACGACAGCGACCCCACCAGCAACAGACCCUCCAACUUCUACAGAAGGAACCCUUAGGCUGAUAUUUCGUCUCACCAGAAACUUUAUUGCAGACUAUGCCAUUACUACUUCAAUAAAAUACCAGACUCUAGCUUUGGAAGUUCUCACAGAGGUUAACAGAAUUGGCAAAAAUCUGAACCCAUCUUCCUAUAGGCGCUCCAUCAUUAAUUCGUUCACGAGUGGAUCAGUGGUUGUCAACAUGACUCUUGUUUACUCUGAUAAAGCUUCAGUUCCUGAUGUGACCACAACUAAUCGACUGUUCCAAACUGAACUUGAAAAAUCAUCCUUGAAUAUUGUAAAUGGCAGUGUGAUUGUGGAGUCAACAACAACAUCAAGCAGUCCUCCUCGACCCACCAUGGGCACACUGGCCAUCUUUUCACUCACUAUGCUGGCUGUGGCACAGAUGCUCAUCAGCUCAUAAAACCCAAAGCUUUGACAUCCACCAACUAAGCCCACAGCCUUUUUUUUAAAUGUACAAAAGAGCAGAAGGAAAAUGUGUGCAUUGUGAACUUUGCAUCAGCAGCAUAUGGUAAAGGGAUGAAUGCAAUUAGUCAGAAAUCAUGACAAAUUAACAGUAUUUUUCCAGAUUUGAUAUCACAUGCUAUUUUAUGUUACUAAUCAGUUCUCUGUGAUAACAACAAAAAAAGUAGUUCACUUUGUGUGUUAAAUUUUUGUUUUGAGAAUGGAAGUUUUUUCAUUGAAAAAAAAUGCACAUGUAUCAAUGAAAAUGAACAACAUAUUUAUUUCUUAUUUAAAAGGGCUUUGCAGUUAACUAUUUAAAUGUAUUGUGCACUCUGAACGAGAACAGAAGUUUAGGUUUGGAUGUAGAUUUCAACCGAAAUCAAACAACUGACUUUUAAAAACCUGGGAUUCCCAUGGCAUCUUAGAAUACUGUUUACUUUGCUGUUUUCAAAUAUUUAUUUUGAACUACAUCCAUAAAAAUGUCAAUAGGUUAUUAUUAAGAGAUUAUGUGAGCAAAUAGUUUUGAAUGUAUUGCUUUUGCAGGAUCAAAGCAGUUUUGAAAGAAUGUGCACUGCCUUUAAAUCAGGUAUUUUCUGCUAGUCUAAAAUGUCUGUGUACUGUUAUUAUAGUUAUUUGUAAGCGUUUUCUUCAUUACCAGAUUCUACUAAAUUAUUUCUGUAUAUGCCUUAUUGAGAGGGGGGGUAUUCAAACUGUAUUAUUAAUCAACAGAGCAAUUAAAAAGCAUUAAAAAAAA